AUGUGUAGCUUUACCUAGUGAUUAUUUCGUUGCCAAUAAUAUUCCGACUAAAUUGUUGUAUAAAUAUAUUAGUCUAAAUUAAUUUUCUAAAUGAAUAUUAUAUUACUAUUUACUAAAAUUCAGUUUACAACUUAGAUUUAAUUUAUAAUAUAUCAUGUUAUUUUUCUUGUAUUUAAAUAUGUCUCACGUGCAUGAAAGUUGCUGAGUUAAUAUUUUAUAUCUGUACUAUAAAUUUAUCAAUAUGUGUACUUUAGUAAAAAAUUCACGAGUGCAGGAAAGUGACAAGAGCCAGACAAUAUUUGAAAUGACAAUCAAGAUCUUAAAAUAUUUUUUAAAAUGUUUGUUUAUCCAAUUUCAUGUAAUAUUUGAUUUUUUAGUAGAUUUCAUUUUUGGGUUAUAUUAUGAUUCUAAAAUACAGAAAGUACCACCUGUCAAGAAUAAUUUAUUGUUAAUGAGUGCAUCAGAAUUAGCUGGAAAAAUCAGAUCAAAAAAGCUAUCAUCUGUAGAGGUUGUGACAGCAUUUAUAGAACGGGCGAAAGAAGUAAAUGAAAUAAUAAACGCAGUUGUUGAAGAUAGAUACUCUGAUGCCUUAGAAGAAGCUAAAGAAGUAGAUAAAUUUCUGCAAACAUUAGAAAAUAGUGACUUAAUAAAAGAGAAAAAACCAUUUUUGGGUGUUCCUUUUACAACAAAAGAAAGCAAUGAGGCAAAAGGUCAGAAUGUAAUGAAUUUGGUAACGCUGUCAUCAGUCUUAUCAUCGCAAUAAGUCUGGUUUUUAUUUUAUUAUUGGGUAUAAAUACAUUACAUAUGAAUACAGUAUUAUUAUAUACGAAUAAGUGUACAAUUGUGAAUCAGAUAAGUAAUAUUCAUCUUGAGUGAAUUGUAGAAACCUUGUGAAUCGAAUGUUGCGUAUCAAAUAAUUUCGGAGGCUUGAAUCUUGAUUGUUUGCGAAUUAAUACGAAUUAAUAAUAUUAAAGAGUGUAUACAAUAUUAACCCUUUGAAUUCGUAUGUUAUGCUGGAGGUAAUAA
Messenger RNA from Frieseomelitta varia, 1026 nucleotides. RefSeq names its product fatty-acid amide hydrolase 2-A-like. The record is from RefSeq and is a predicted model, not a curated record. NCBI's taxonomy places the organism in Eukaryota, Metazoa, Arthropoda, Insecta, Hymenoptera, Apidae. The transcript has 4 exons. The coding region runs from base 242 to 763 and encodes 173 amino acids.